Molecule: messenger RNA, 2577 nt
Organism: Cynoglossus semilaevis (tongue sole)
Lineage: Eukaryota; Metazoa; Chordata; Actinopteri; Pleuronectiformes; Cynoglossidae
Gene: ykt6
Product: YKT6 v-SNARE homolog (S. cerevisiae)
Exons: 8
Coding region: 304-900 (198 amino acids)
Biological process (GO): endoplasmic reticulum to Golgi vesicle-mediated transport
Cellular component (GO): Golgi apparatus
Molecular function (GO): SNAP receptor activity
Source: RefSeq, a predicted model, not a curated record
GGGAACCGUUAUGCCGUUGGACCUGGUAAGGAUCGUGACGUGGUGAUUGGUCACUUAACACUGUGGCGAAAAUAAGUGAGUUGUCGUCCACCGGUUGUUGUUCAGUCAGGUAUUUGGACGUUUGUUUCCACACCCUAAAGUGUCGAACAGAAAGUUUCGACUUCGGGAAUCGAACUGUUAGCUGUUGAAAUUUGCGAGUUGGAACACUAGUGCAUUGUUUGUGUGAGUGUAUGUGACUGACAGCGGGAGUGGGAGAGAGAGAGCUGACGAACAAGAGAAGUGACUCAAAACAGCGCCAACAACAUGAAGCUGUACAGCCUCAGCAUCCUUCACAAAGGGGCAACCAAAUCCCACCUCCUUAAGGCAGCAUAUGAUCUGUCCUCCUUCAGUUUCUUUCAACGGUCAAGUAUUCAGGAGUUCAUGACCUUCACCACUGCCUUAAUUGUUGAACGGACCACACAAGGAAGUCGUGCCUCAGUCAAGGAACAGGAGUACCUGUGUCAUGUGUAUGUGAGAAAUGACAACCUGAGUGCAGUGGUCAUCGCAGAUACAGAAUACCCACAGAGAGUCUGUUUUACAUUGCUGGAUAAAGUGCUUGAUGAGUUUUCCAGGCAGGUGGACAGUAUAAACUGGCCCUCUGGUAAUCCUGAAUCCAUAAACUACAAAGCCUUAGACAUUCACCUCGCUAAAUACCAGAACCCCAAGGAAGCAGAUGCAAUGACCAAAGUGCAGGCAGAGUUGGAUGAGACAAAGAUAAUUUUGCACAACACCAUGGAGAGCCUUUUGGAAAGAGGAGAGAAGCUGGACGACCUCGUGGCAAAGUCAGAACACCUGGGAAACCAGUCUAAGGCCUUCUACAAAACUGCGCGGAAACAGAACUCGUGCUGUGAAAUAAUGUGAUGUCACUUGCCUCAUUUCCAUGGACACACUUAUCUCUGCCUUUCUGCUUUUCCUACAUCUCCCAUCUUCCACUGGUCACCAGUUUUCAACACCAAGGAUGGGGAUUUUGACAGGGAUGGGAGGCGAGGGGGGGACUGGAUGGGAGAAAAAUAAUAGUGGGAGGUGGUUGUCUGGACAGUGACUGGGCUCAAGGAUUAAUGGGAUUUGGUCAGGGGGAGGAGAAAAAUCUGUAGUAGCUGUUGACCUUUUUAAGGGGUGAUCAUCUGUGUGGUGUCUCUGUUCUAGCGGAGGACGGACCUGUGUGACGCAUUAGUGAUGUUUUAUCUUCAGAACAUUGAAUAUUACCUGGAUUGAUUUACAUCCCAAUAGAAUAAUCUAAAAUCUUUCUUCGACAGAGUAUUAACUAUAGACGUGCUUCUGCUUCUGGGAUACUUCGACAAAUCCACAGGCUUAUGUAACAUUUUUGCAGCGUGUCACUGUUUAGCGAAAACGUUAAAUCUGACCGUUUUCACCGCAGACGUGAUCACUUCAUGAUCACUAGAUGGCGCUGUUUAUUAACCGUUUCCACUGAGCCUCAGUGAGUUCUGUCCCACCACGCUGAUGUCAAUGUCGCAGAGCAGUUUGACCACAGGACAUCCAGACGUCUUGGGAUUUUAAUUCUAAUUUUAAACUAUUCUUUGCAAUACUGGAUUCAAUUCUACAAAUUGUGUGCUUCUCUCAAGUCUCAUAGUGUUAUAUUAAACAUCUGCAACAUUCCCACUUUGGGUGAUUGCGUGUUAUUGUGUGAUUGAAAUGAGUUUUAAAUUAUGAGAUGGUUAUAUGUAUAUAUAAAGAUGUUUCUCAAUCAAUGCAGCCUUAUUGCUGUGGGAUGACUAUGUAAACGACCUGUGCUGUGUGAGAAUCACCAUCUAACGUGUCGAUUUGUUUUCUCCAUUGCUCUGUGUACUGUACCAUUCUUUUAACUGUUGAAGCUACACCACCACCUAAAUCAUCUGUUCACUUACUCUUUACUUACAUUUUACCAUGAUAUUUUUGUGAACUUGCUGUGUGGGUUAAUUCUCUGUUCUCUGACUGUUUCUAGUCUUUAUGGGCUGUGUAAAUUCAAAUGUCAUUCUCAGCAGACAUGACACUGCUUACAUUUGUGACAAUGUCGUCUGAAUGGUAAUUAUUCCUUCACUAAAUACAGAUAAGUUUAAAAUGAAGACACGUUUUUGGUUGUGUGUAUUUUAGAUUUUUUUUUAGAUUUCUUUGACAAUAUGUGUACAAUUUGCUGAACACACAUUAUCUGCAGACUGCAUUGAUGUUGAGUGCCUGUGUGUUUUUGUGAGUGUCUACAUUUUGCUAUCUCCUUUUACGGUGUAAACGUUUGUGCAAUAUCACUGCAGACUGUUGGUGUCGCAGUGCAACGCAGAGCGAAUAAAUUGAUAUAUUUCCCAGAAACGUUGUACAUUCAACUUUGUCAUUUUAUCCUCUUAACCUUAAUGACGCCAGUUUGUGGAUGGUAUUUCUUAAAUUUAUUUAAAAAAAAAAGUUUUUCUGUUAAUGGACUACAUUGUACUGUUAUAUUGUAGGUAUUGAUGGAGAUAUUUUGCUGAUCAGUAGUACUUACUAUGUGACUAUGAUCAGCAGAUUUUAUUUUAAGACAAAAUAAGUUCUAAUAAAGGUGUUUUUCCUCUG